UGGUUGUAGCUGUCAAACCCAGGCUACGGUUUUAGAUAACCGAUGUCCUCAGUCGCCGCCCAGCAUCGCCCCGAGCGAGUUUUACUCAGCCACAAAGCAAGAAAGCCUGGCCAACGAUGGCGUUCAGGAAGGCUCUGAAACGGACAGCGAUCAUAGGUGGCGGGGCGGUGGCUACGGCUUUUGGCCUGUCACAGCUGAUCGAGUACAAGAAGACACAGACUGGAUUGGCUCGGUUAGCUCAUGUGGCUGCAGAAGCUGAGCUGAGGGUUCCCUACGCCGACGAGUUUCCCUCUCGGCAGGCACAGCUCGCCGCACUGCAGAACACUGAGGAGUUUGACGUUCUGAUCGUAGGAGGAGGAGCCACGGGGGCAGGAUGUGCCUUAGACGCUGUCACACGCAACCUCAAGACUGCUCUCGUGGAGAGAAGCGACUUCUCCUCGGGGACGAGCAGCCGGAGUACAAAGCUAAUUCACGGUGGAGUCCGCUAUCUCCAGAAGGCCAUCAUGAAGUUAGACUACGAACAGUACAUGAUGGUGAAAGAGGCCCUGCAUGAGCGAGCCAACCUCCUGGAGAUCGCUCCCCACCUGUCUGCACCACUGCCAAUCAUGCUUCCUGUUUACAAAUGGUGGCAGUUGCCUUACUAUUGGGCAGGGAUCAAAAUGUACGACCUGGUGGCUGGGAUCCAGUGUCUGAAGAGCAGCUACGUCCUCAGUAAGACCAAAGCCUUGGAGCUGUUUCCCAUGCUCAAGAAGGACAAGCUGGUGGGAGCCAUCGUCUACUAUGAUGGGCAGCACAACGACGCCCGGAUGAACCUCGCCAUCGCCCUCUCCUCCGCACGCUACGGCGCUGCUGUUGCCAACUACACGGAGGUGGUCCACCUGCUGAAGAAAAAGGACCCUGAGACCGGCCAGGAGAAGGUGUGUGGAGCCCGCUGCAGGGACGUCAUCACAGGGAAUGAAUUUGAUGUGAAGGCAAAGUGUGUGAUCAAUGCCACCGGCCCGUUCACCGACUCUCUGAGGAAAAUGGACAACCAGGAGACUGCAAACAUCUGCCAACCGAGCGCAGGUGUUCACAUUGUCAUCCCUGGUUACUACAGCCCAGACAACAUGGGUCUCCUCGAUCCAGCCACAAGCGACGGGCGCGUCAUCUUCUUCCUGCCAUGGGAGAAGAUGACCAUCGCCGGGACCACAGACACGCCAACCAACGUGACGGCCCACCCAAUCCCGGGAGAGGACGACAUCAACUUCAUCCUGAGGGAGGUCCGCAACUACCUCAGCCCUGACGUAGAAGUACGUAGAGGAGACGUGUUGGCAGCGUGGAGCGGCAUCAGACCCCUUGUGACGGACCCAGACUCCAAAGACACUCAGUCCAUCUGCAGAAACCACAUCGUGAGCAUCAGUGACAGCGGACUGGUCACUAUCGCUGGUGGAAAGUGGACCACCUACAGGUCAAUGGCUGAGGAGACUCUGGACGCAGCCAUCAAAUCUCACAGCCUCUCAGCGGAGCCCUGUAAGACUGUGGGUCUGAUGCUGGAGGGAGCAAAGGGCUGGACGCCAACACUCUACAUCCGCCUGGUGCAGGAUUACGGGCUGGAGCAAGAGGUUGCUCAGCAUCUGGCCUCAACGUAUGGAGCGAAAGCAUUCGACGUGGCCAAGAUGGCUCAGGUCACCGGGCAAAGAUGGCCGAUCGUUGGGAAAAGAUUGGUGUCAGAGUUCCCUUACAUCGAGAGCGAGGUACUGUAUGCGAUGAAGGAGUACGCCUGCACAGCCAUCGAUGUGAUCGCCAGACGAACACGUUUGGGCUUCCUGAACGUGCAGGCGGCCGACGAAGCCCUGCCUCGCAUCGUGCAGAUCAUGGGGAAAGAGCUGGGCUGGAGUGAGGAGAAGAAGACAGCAGAGCUCGAAGCAGCAAAGAAGUUUCUGUACCACGAGAUGGGCUACAGGUCUCGUUCUGAGCAGCUGACCAAGACGACUGAUAUCAACCUGGACUACCAGGAAGUAGUCAGGUACAAGAAGCGUUUCCAUAAGUUUGACAAAGAAAGCAAAGGAUUCAUCACCACUGUGGACGUGCAGCAGGUCCUGGAUAGCAUCAACGUGCAGAUUGAUGAAAAUGCCCUCCAUGAGAUCCUGAAUGAGGUGGACCUGAACAAGAACGGACAGGUGGAGAUUGAUGAAUUCCUGCAGCUGAUGAGCGCCGUGAAGAAGGGGCUUCUGUCUGACAGCCGUCUGGCCAUCCUGAUGAAGGCGGCGGAGGAGACUCUGGAUAAGAGAGGGCCGGUGAGCGUGGACCGAAGCGGGGGCGGAGUCUAAAACAGACAAGGAUGAAAUCUGCUCCUCUAAAAGGUGGAGAUAGCGAAUGCAAAUACGCUAUUUGAAUGACAAUAAUGCAAUCAGGCACACGGGGAGAAGAAUUUGGUCAAAUCAACAUCUCUCCUGAGGUGUUUUUGGGUGAAAUCGUAUCUAAUGGUCGAGGCGGAGGUUUUUAUUUCUCAUUAAGUCAGAGUUUGUCCCAACAUCAGGUGCCUCUGAUUUGACACAGCACACGGUUUUCUACUGUCUUUGAAACAAACUUUGAUAUUUGAAUCAUUACAUUCUCUCUCUCUCUAGUUUCUGCAACACUCCUUUUGAACACGACUGUGAUUGUUGAGGAAACACUUUCCUCUCCGUGAUGCAGCUUCAAGCUUUUAAUCAUGCUUUAUUUUAUGGGUCCUUUACUUCUUAAUAAUCCUGUCAAAGUUUCCGAGAACAAAAUAUAACAUAGAUCCUUUUAUAGAGAGAAUCAGAGUCGUGUUUCCAUGACAUAGAGAGGCCUUUUUUUUCCACUUCCCAGUAAUCACUGAUCUAAGAUUUGUACCAAUAAAUGUAACUAUAAAGUUUUUAUACACGUUUCCUGCGACAGUCUCAGUCAGUGCAUGUUUACGGUGUUAAGAGCGUCUCUAUGAACGACGUUUGGUACUUUUCAAAGUAUCAUUAAGAAACAAACUAAAUGAUUUAAACUUGAUGCCAACAAAACUUGAUUUUCGGAUUGAGCAGGAAAGUAAAGCACAACUAGAAAUCGAGCUACUGUCUUAGAUAAGCACUCCGGCAGACUGACCUUCUCUUUUAGACCUCCUGUAUUUAUUGUGCAGCGUAUACAUUCAUUUAAAAGACAAAGGAUUUGAUAUGGAGACUAGAAGAACAUCCAGAAUGUUUAGACAGAAAUCAUCAUCAAACAUCAUCAAAGGUUUAAAAUCUUCUGCAAGUAUUAAUUGAUUGUUUUAUCAGUUAAAUUAAAUUGUGCAAAGAUGUAGUAAGACAUUAUUUCUGUAAAGAAAGAACACAUAAUUAGUUUUUUCUCAGUAUCAGAUUCAUAAAUCUGUCCAGGAGACUAAACCUAAAGGACUAACGAACCCUAAAAUAAAGCAUAAACGAGCAUUUAAAUGUGUUUUUCUGAUCUUCGCAUGUUACAAGCACUCGUCAGGUAAUAGUGAGUCGUUCUUCAAGCACUCUGAGAUGUUUCUGAGGUCUGCUGUUAACCCAGAAAACUUUUCUGUUUGGGGUGGAAAGAAUCUGAACUGGGAGGAUGAUCUUGUUUUCUGACUGUGUUUUCCAUCUAUUGCACUAAAAAUCUAACCACUACUGACACUGAGGUUUACACGAUGAGGUUUCCAGCUUUAGCGUUACCGAGGAGAUGUUUAUAAAUCACUGUUGCUUCUCUGUGCAAACUUUGUGUUUUUAAAAGUAUUUAUUCUUUCUGUCUCCCGUCACUGCAGCUGUUUACACACAGAAAUGUGUAAUGUUUCUUUCUAUUUGCAUGCUAACUGUCAGCCCUUCCCCUCUUAAUAAUGUCGAUCUUUAUUUUUACUACGUGUGUUUGAAGUGAAGAGAGGUCUGCUGUAUGAACGCACGUCCAGCAAACUGGAUCGUGAGAUAUAGAUAAUAUAACAAUAAUUCUGCUCUGCAUGCUGUUUGCGUCUUUGUGACACAACGGGAGUGAAAAUGAAUGAAAGGCAACGCACAAACUGAAUGUAUGAUACGUGCCUUGAUGUGCCUUUAAGACAUUUUCACUUUGCCACACUUGAUGUUAAACAAACAGGAACUCAUGCUGAGAAUGUAAAGAUGUUUAAAGAUGUUGUGAAAAGAAAAGUAUUUAAACUGUAAUAUAUGUUUUUAAGCAACAGAGAGUGUGCGGCCAUGUUGGAGGAGAUAACCAGAGAACAGUAUAAUAAUAGUGACGCUUUGAGUUCUUUCUAUUUAACUUAGGCUGGAUGUCUGAUUUGAUAUUUUUAAUAGUUUUAGAUAUUUAAAGGGAUUUCUCACUCAGCUUUGAAAUUAGUCGGAUGAAGUUUAACGUUUCAUGCGUUUCAAGAUUUAACCUUAACCUCACUUCAGAGAUUUUCAGGAUGUUUUUCUCUCGUUGUCUUCUGACUUUUUCAACGAUGAACUAGUUCAUUAUUUAUUCCACACAGUUUUAAAACAAUAUUUGACACUUCUUGUUUUUGUGUACUAAAUCUUUUUUGUUGUAUUUUUGAAUCAACAAAAGGUGGAAGAAAACAUUUUGAGUAUUGGUCUGCAGUGUUUCUCUAACCCCCCUCAGUUUGUAGAUCAUGAACAACCCUGCUGGUUUCAAUGCAGGAGUAAUUAUUGUCUGAAGGUAUCAAAUAAUGCCAACAGAAAGAUAACUUGUAUCCGAUCAUGGCACUGACACUCUGCUAUCAGAGCAGUGUCUCUAAACAUGAACACAAAGUUACCCUCGGCACUUUCAACACUGAAAGCGAAUAGAAGAACAGAAAUAAAAGGUUAAAUUCUUCCAACAUGGCGGCACUCACUUUUCUUCUGUUGCUGAAGCUUUUAUACUGUAAAAAAAAACAACUGUUUUUGUGCAGACUGUGCUUCCUUAUUGCCUUCAUGUUAUGGUGUCUACUCAGAUUUUUGUACGGACUUCUUACAGAAUCAUUCCACAGGUUUGCUCCCAUUGUACACACACUGUGCCUGUCACUCAGUGUGCGGUCACAUGGGGGCUCAGAGACAUGAGGACCCUUCAAACUGCCAACAUCGGCCCCCUGUAGAGAAUAGCUUGUGGGCAGCAUGACUUAAACCCACGUCCACAUGUUAGAUUGUCUGCUUUGGAUGAAAUUACAGCUUUAUCCACGCUCAAAGAGAGUCCGAUUCCUUCUUUUUACUGUUCCAUAAAUACUGUACCAAUACUGAAAGAGAAAACAAAGCAAUUAUCUCAUUAAAUGUAUCUGGUUGCUGAAA
This is a messenger RNA of Labrus bergylta (ballan wrasse), 5237 nucleotides long. The record is from RefSeq and is a predicted model, not a curated record. NCBI's taxonomy places the organism in Eukaryota, Metazoa, Chordata, Actinopteri, Labriformes, Labridae.